Messenger RNA from Camelina sativa (false flax), 2721 nucleotides. Lineage: Eukaryota; Viridiplantae; Streptophyta; Magnoliopsida; Brassicales; Brassicaceae. The record is from RefSeq and is a predicted model, not a curated record.
AUGACUGGUCUAUUCUUCCAGCAGUACUCGGAUAUAGUUGGAGAGCAGGUGACAAGUGAGGUAACCAAUUUCUUUGUCAAUGGAGUAUUCCCUAAAGAAUGGAAUUUCACACAGUUAUGUCUCAUCCCCAAAAAGCUAAACUCACCUCUUAUGAGUGACUUGAGACAUAUAAGCCUGUGUUCGGUUCUAUACAAGGUGGUAGCAAAGAUCCUAAUGGCCAGACUACAGCCUCUCAAUCAAUCAGCCUUCACAGUUAUGUCCCCAAAUCAAUCAGCCUUCAUCCCUGAAAGGUUGAUUUCAGACAACAUUCUUAUUGCUCAUGAAGCUGUCCACGGUCUGCGUACUCACAAGGAGAUUUCAAAGAACUUCAUGGCAGUAAAAACAGAUAUGUCAAAGGCAUAUGACAGAAUGGAAUGGAGUUUUCUGGAAGCUAUUCUUUUGGCCCUGGGAUUUCAUAGGAAGUGGGUGGAUAUGGUCAUGUUUUGUGUUACAACAGUCACGUACACGGUGCUUAUAAAUGGACAGCCUUUUGGAUUAAUAAACCCGCAAAGAGGUAUUAGACAGGGAGAUCCUCUCUCCCCUGCCUUAUUUGUUCUUUGUGCGGAGGGUCUAACUCACCUCCUAAACAAAGCUGAAGCUGCGGGUCAAAUUAAUGGGAUUCAGUUUUCACCUCAAGGACCUUCGAUCCAUCAUCCUCUGUUUGUAGACGAUAGCUUGUUUCUGAUAAAAGCAUCGGUGGAACAAGCUUCAACUCUGAAAGGAAUUUUAUCUGAGUAUGGUGAUGUCACAGGUCAAAUGAUCAACUUUGAAAAGUCCUCUAUUACUUUUGGGAGCAAAGUUGAGGAUGGUAUCAGGAAUCAGAUCCAAGUGAAGCUGGGGAUUGUUAAAGAAGGUGGAGCAAGCAAAUAUCUGGGAUUACCAGAAUGUUUUAGUUGUUCAAAAAUAGACAUGCUGGCCUAUAUCCAUGAUAACAUGAAAAGCAGAAUGUCUGGUUGGUUUGCCCGAUCUCUCUCACAAGGAGGGAAAGAAAUUCUUCUGAAAGCAGUGGCUAUGGCGAUGCCUAUAUUUGCAAUGUCGUGUUUCAAGCUCCCCAAGAAGACUUGUGAAAAUCUGACCUCUGCUAUGUCGGCUUUCUGGUGGGAUUCCAUUGAGGACAAAAGGAAAAUGCACUGGAUUGGUUGGGACAAGUUAUGCCUACCUAAACACCUAGGAGGACUGGGGUUUAAAGAUAUCCAAAUCUUUAAUCAAGCUCUUUUGGCAAAACAAGCUUCCAGGAUUUUGCAGGAUGAUAAUAGUCUGUUUGCUCUUUUCUUUAAAAGUAGAUACUUUGAAGAGGGUGAUUUCUUAAGUUCAGACCUUGGAGAGAGACCAUCCUAUGCAUGGAGAAGCAUCCUCCACGGGAGAGAUCUGCUAAAAAGAGGGCUUAGACAAAUGAUUGGUGAUGGGGAGUCUGUUAUGGUUUGGUCCUCUCGAUGGAUAUUGGAUGGUGUUAUGCGAGCACCAUUAAUGAAGAAUAUUAUCUUCAAUCUGGACUUAAAAGUGAAAGACUUAAUUGAUGUGGAAUCUCACUCUUGGGAUCGUACCAAACUGCAUUACCACUUCUAUCCUAGAGAUGUAGAGCUGAUCUGCAAGUUCAAGCCAGUUCCUCGAUCAAAUGACUUCUUCAUAUGGGAACACACAAAAAGUGGGGUAUAUUCAGUAAAAUCAGGUUAUUGGGCUGCCUAUGAAAGCGAGAAAAUUGAUCUGUACAGAGCCCAAGAUCAAAACAUUUAUGUGGAAAGCUGUUUCGGGGGCAUUCCGGUAGCUGAUAAAAUGAUUGACAGAGGUUUGAAAACCGAUUCAAGAUGUCAAAGAUGUGGGAUGGAAGGAGAAUCAGCAAAGCAUGUUCUUUUCACAUGCUCGGUUGCUAGACAAAUUUGGGCACUAUAUGGCUAUCCGAAUCCGCUUAAUGGAUUUGAUUCUGAAUCCUUGUAUCAGAAUUUGUAUUACUUGAUCCUUGUGAGCAAAGAUAGCAAAGUGCAGGUUGAGAUAAGGAAAGCCUUCCCUUGGAUUUUAUGGCAAUUAUGGAAAAACAGAAACUUGUUUAGUAUUGAAGGCAAAAGAUUUAGAGCGCCUGUGACAAUCUCAAAAAUCAGAGAAAAUGUCCAGGAAUGGUUUCAUGCUCAAUCUUUGAAGGAACGGGAGGCAGAAGCUGCGAGCCAUAACCUAACUCAGGUUAAAAAGCACUGGUCUCCUCCCCCCUUUGGAUGGCUAAAAUGUAACUUGGCUUCAUCUUGGGAUAAAGAAUUCAAUGUUAGUGGAGCAGCAUGGGUUUUGAGGAAUGAAACUGGUGAAGUUUUAUUACAUAGCAGAAAGUCUUUUGCUAUGAUUCAUUCUAAAAUGGAUGCUUGCCUUCAAAGCUGGCUUUGGUCUAUAGAGAGUAUGAUUAGCCACAAUCUUGGGAAGAUCAUAUUCGCUUCAGAAGACUUAGAGUUAGUUGGAGCUCUUCAGCGGCCAAAAGCUUGGCCUUUCUUUUUGUUUUAUUCCAGGUCCUUGGAAGCAGCCUUGGGUAAUGUUCUGGAAUGUAAAGUUUUUUUGGAAGACAGGAACUCAAAUCUUGGCGCUCAUCUUAUAGCAAAGAGUGUAACAAGAGAGGAUCGCCGUCAAUCUUAUGUAGCAACUGGCUUUCCGUGUUGGCUUCAAAAGAUUUUUGUAGAUGAUAUGGCUAGAAUCGUAGGUUAG